This is a messenger RNA of Verticillium dahliae VdLs.17, 396 nucleotides long. RefSeq lists its product as uncharacterized. The record is from RefSeq and is a predicted model, not a curated record. The transcript is spliced from 2 exons. NCBI's taxonomy places the organism in Eukaryota, Fungi, Ascomycota, Sordariomycetes, Glomerellales, Plectosphaerellaceae. Bases 1 to 396 code for a protein of 131 amino acids.
AUGGCCAAAUGCAUGCCAGUGACACAGCGAUGCAAGGACGAGCUACUGUGCACUAGGCCAGAGGGCCUUGUCGGCGGAUGUGGAGCUUUGCAGCGGCGACGGUCGGGGAGGGAGGACUUGUCAUCGGACGAGCAUGGAGCCCCAAGGUACAGGUACAUGAGCCAAGGUAUCCAAGCCUGGUGCCAGGUCUGUUGUUGUCGCGGCGUCAUUGGACCUGAAGACAUGGCCUCGCCUGACUCAGCAAACGAGCAGGCAGGCCAGCCCGGUGAGUGUCGGGUGCGCGCGCUGCUGAAGACGGUAGAGGUGGAUUCGAGGCGGCGGAAUGGGAUUGACAGACAGGCUGGAGGACGCCGAUGGGGACGCCAUCUGGGUGAUUCGAAAGUCCGUACAUCGUGA